AAAUGUUACCGAUUUUAAAACUAAUGUUGAAUUAGGAGAUUCUUGUAAAUUUCUUACUUCUGAUCAUGAAGAAGCGGAUACUAGAAUUAUUUUGCAUGUGUUGUCUGCUAAAAUGGCUGGGUACACCCGGUGUAUUGUGGAGUGUAGCGAUACAGACGUGCUAGUUCUGUUAGUGCACUUCAAAAAGCAGCUUAUUCCUGAACUCUGGAUGAAAGUUGGCAAAGGGGAAAACUUAAGGUACAUUCCAAUUCAUGAUAUCAAUAUGUCUGAAAAUCUUUCCAAUAAUUUACCAGCAUUCCAUGCUUUAACGGGUUGUGACACUACAAGUCAAUUUGGAGGAUUCGGAAAGAAGACCUGUUGGAAAGUAUAUCUGGCAUACAGUCACUACUUAAAUGGGGUGGGCAUGGAUGACAUCUCAGAAGAAUUGUUCAUCCGCAUGUACAAUUUCGUAUUAAAAAUCUAUUCCAAGAAUCCAAAUAUCACGUCCAUUAAUACACUGCGUGGAGUUAUGGCUGCUGCUACGCCCAUCAAUAAGUUGCCACCAACAGAAGAUGCACUGAGGCAACACUGUUUAAGGGUGUGUUUUCAAACUAAAGUAUGGCUGCAGGCAUCAGUACCACUCCCAAAAUUACCCUCCACAACAGAAUUCGGAUGGUAUGUUAGUGCAAAACGCGAACUUUUGCCUGUUUUUACCACAUUGCCGCCAUUCCCCACCAAUUUGGCUGUUCUAACUUCUUGUGGAUGUAAAAAGGAUUGUGCCAGUAAGGUGUGUUCUUGUAAGAAGAACAAAUUGUGUUGCAUAGGCUCUUGCAAAUGCAUGGCCCAAAAAACAUGCAAAAAUCCACUAACCGCAUCCCAAUCAAUACUUCUUCCAGAGCAAGGCGAUUCUGAAUGCUCAGAUGACGAGUAG
Messenger RNA from Photinus pyralis (common eastern firefly), 910 nucleotides. RefSeq lists its product as uncharacterized. NCBI's taxonomy places the organism in Eukaryota, Metazoa, Arthropoda, Insecta, Coleoptera, Lampyridae. The transcript is spliced from 2 exons. The record is from RefSeq and is a predicted model, not a curated record. The coding region runs from base 113 to 910 and encodes 265 amino acids.